AUGGGUUCCCCAACGACGGUCAACCAAGUGGAGCACGCCGCAUCUAUGUCAGACGCCAAUCUCGGCCUCGUCAUCCAACAGCAGGAGAAGAACCGCACGUGGACGCAGGCGCUGCGCAAGGACCCCCGUCUCCUAUUCUGGUGCGGCGUGAUGCUCUGGACGCUGAUCGUGCGCGGAUUCGAGAGCCAAGCAUCCGGGUCGGUGGUGAGCAUCCCCUCUUUCAAGAGACAGUUUGGCGAGCAGGACGCGUCCUCGCCGUCGGGCGCCUACUUCAUCUCGACCAGGUGGCUGUCCGCGCUUUCGGGGGGCGCGUCGGGAGCCAGCAUCGCCGGGUCGUGGGCGGGCUCGUACCUGGCCGACCGGGUGGGCACCAGGACGACGCUGGUCGGGUUCGCGUGCCUCAACGUCGCAUCGGUCGGCGUCGAGUUCGCGGCCACGUCGGUGGGCAUGUACUUUGGCGGCAAGAUGGCCAACGUUGUCGCCGUAGGCGCCUUCCUGACCGUGUGCACGAGCUACGUCUCCGACGUGGCGCCGCUGGCCGCGCGCGCCACCCUCAUCGGCUUCUGCAACCUGGCGCAGUGCAUCGGUCCGCUCCUCGCCGCCGUCAUGGCAAACUACACGGCCGCCUGGGACACGGCCUGGGCCUGGAAGGCCAUCAUAGCCGCUCAGUGGGGCUUCGGCGGCGCCGCCCUCGUCGGCCACGUCUUCAUGCCCGAGUCGCCCGUGAACCUCGUCACCAGGGGCAAGAUCGACACCGCUCGCCACUCUCUGCGGAGGCUGUACACCGACCCGCGGGACGCAGAGGGCCACCUCCGACGCAUCAUGCUCACGCUCGACGAGGCCGAGAACGGCGGAGCCCGAAAUUCGUCGUCGUAUGCAGACUGCUUCCGCGGCACCAACCUUCGCCGCACACUCAUCGCCAUUCUCGUCUUCCUGGCCGAGCCGAUGUCAGGCCUGGGCUUCGUGUCCAACUACGGCGCCCUGAUGUACCAGUACCUGGACUACAGCGACGCGCAGUCGUUCCGCCUCCAGAUAGGCGCGCAGGUCCUGUCCAUCUCCGGCGCCGCCAUCGCGCUCCUCGUCUCCGACUUCUGGGGCCGCCGGCCGAUGUUUAUCGCCGGCUGUGCCGGCCUCUGCCUCCUGCUCAUCUGCAUGGCCGUGUCGGGCAUCUUCGCCACCAGGGCCGCCGUCACCGCCUCCGUGGGCUUCUACACAAUGUUCAACUUCUUCUACAACGUCGGCGUCGGUUCCACCGUGUACGCCAUCGCCGGCGAGGUCCCCACCUCCCUCCUGCGGCCCAAGACGCUCGCCGUCGCCAUAUCCAUCUCCAGCGCCUUCAACACCUUCUGGUCCUUCGUCUCGCCGUACAUGUUCAACCCAGACUACGGAAACCUCAAGGCCAAGAUCGGCUUCGUCUUCGGCGCUAUCAUGUUCCUCUUCAUCAUCCUCGGCUUCUUCUUUGUACCCGAGACCAGGCUGAGGUCGUAUGCCGAAUUGGACGAGCUGUUUAUCAAUCGUGUACCUACCAGGCAGUUCCGGGCGUACGUCACCGUCACAGAACAGAGGGCUACCGAGGCGUACGACGAGGAAACCAAGACUGACAAGGGUGAUGCCGCAUAG
Messenger RNA from Geosmithia morbida, 1620 nucleotides. RefSeq names its product Sugar (and other) transporter. Lineage: Eukaryota; Fungi; Ascomycota; Sordariomycetes; Hypocreales; Bionectriaceae. Gene Ontology annotation, cellular component: membrane. Gene Ontology annotation, molecular function: carbohydrate:proton symporter activity. The coding region runs from base 1 to 1620 and encodes 539 amino acids. The record is from RefSeq and is a predicted model, not a curated record. Gene Ontology annotation, biological process: transmembrane transport; carbohydrate transport. The transcript has a single exon.